UGGGUGACGUCGUUGAUUGACCGAAGCUAUGACGAGCUCGAUCGUGUCCUUCAUUCAAGCAGUGUCUGCCUUCCACCGCACCCAACCACACUCAAGUCAAUUUAUUAGAGCUCUUCAGCCAUCAGGGCCGACAGGGGCGACUGUGAGGGCGGAAAGCAGUGCUGGAACACACGCAGCGUAGAAGGCUCAUCCUGGACACACACACCACACACACACAACAAGACGUACAACACAUACAUACAUACAAGAGAUGCAUGCCUUUUCCACACCCACCGAUGGCAAAAACCGCACUUUCUGCACGGUGGUCUCGUCCAAGAGAAGCUGCACACACACAACACACACACGCACCAAUGACUCCCUCCCUCCCUCCCUCCCUCCAUGCCCCUCACCCAGCCCACACACCCUUUUUACCCGCAGCAUGUCCCAUGCAAGCCGCAGAGGCCAGGACGCCCGCCACACCAGCACCUCGCCCAGCCGCUCGGCAUACACCUCGGUCAGGAUGGGCAGCAGCUCCAGCAGCGGCUGCCAGGCCCCCCAGUGGGCGUAGCCGAAGCCCCUGCCGUCGAUGAGCACCACCCACUGCUCCACAUGAGGGGUAUUCUGCAGCUGAUGCAGGGCUUGUUCCAGCAGGUGCAGCAGGCACCACCUCAGGGCCUGCAGACGUCACAUCAUCACACGCAUGACAUGAAAGGUGUGCGUGUGGUGGUGGGCUACUGCAGGGUCGGCGGUGUUGUUGGAUGUGAUGCGUUGGAGGACGAACACGAGACAGGGCCGCUGGUGCACGUCGGACGCCCAUAGGUGACCCCACCCUACACACACAAACACACUCCUCCUCCAUCCAUCCAUUCUCUCUCUGUCUGUCUCUCUGUUACGUGUGUCCAUGUGUGGCUUGAGCCCCUCUGCGUGCAGGUGGAUGGCCUCCACGCCCGACUCCUUCCGCCAGUGGAUCGCCCGCCGCAGCUGCAGCUCAGCCGCAUCCACGUCCCACCCUCGCGCACUCAGGAACCGCAGCAAAUCGCUCUCGCGCAAAUCCAACACGGGAGGGCCGAACUCGCCACCCAGCUGCAGCUGACGGCGAAGGUCCGCUAAGGCCUGAGAGGAAGUGGGUGCAGUGUGUGUGUGUCUUGUGCGUGUGCUGUGUGUGUGUGUGUGUGGUGGCCGACCUUUCCCUGUCUUCUGCCGAGAUCUUGCUGGCUGCGCAGCCACCUGGGGCGCUGGGAGGGGGGGACGGGGCGCAGAUCAGAGAAUGGCAGAGGGAGUGUGCAGAACACCCUGACACAUACACAACACACAACACCGUACACGACGCAGCGCCCUGCACACGUGUGUGUGUGUGAGGGGUCACCUUGCGGCCGCAUCGAUGUCGUCUGGGUCUGUGUCCAGUGGCGAGCCUGGUGGGGAGGUGGUAGAGGUGGAUUGGGGGCUGAAGGUGAGGCUGGGCAGGGGAGACGACCACUCGGACGCACCCAACUCACUCAACGGCAUAUCUACACCCCCCCCCCACACACACACACACAUACAACACGCCUUAUCAUCUCUCUCCCCCCUCCCUCCCUCCCUCCCUCACCGGCCUCAUCGGAUGACGUCAGGAACCCUCUCAGCUUCACAAGGUGGUCGAAGAAACUCCGCACCAGCACACGCCUCACACCCACACCCCCGCCCAGCCACAGCGCCACCCCCCAGUAGGGCUGCCUGGGUGCCAGCCGCAGGCAGCAUGACACAUGACACCGCUCGUUUGGCCGGGAUGAUGGGCCGACUCUCCAUGAGACCAACUGGACGUCUGUGCGGACCGUCUGGGCGGCUCCCGAGAGCCAUGGGAGAGGGAGAGUGGAAGACACAGAGAGGGGGAAUGGUUUGGUGAGGGGGAGAGAGGUGCCGACGAUGAACGACGUGCCGUCGGGGUCUGACAACAAGCAAACCAUCGCAAACAGAGAGUGUGCGUGUUGUGUUGUCGUGUGGUGGGGUGCUCUGUCCACACGCACCUGUCCACCCAGUUCUGAUGAGCCGAUACUCCAUGAGGGGGUUCCACGCGUGUCUGCCCCCCAGCACGCGCCACGGCACGCCCCACACGCCGCCCCACAGCCGAUGUCGGUACCGGCAGACGUCGACCGGCUCGUCAGGCACACACUGCAGCAGCUGCCACUUGGUCUCCUGGAAGCCCAGGAAGCUCGAUAUGCCCCACGGCCGGCUCAGGUAGUGGAGGACGAGGGCCCUUGGCGCGUGGAUGGUCAUGCUGCACUUCCACCUGUGGGGGUCCCUUCUGUGCCGAUAGAUGCGGCACCCACCCUCACCGCUUGACAACACCCAACUGCCGACAGCAACGAGAAGAAGACAACACUAUCAUCAUCAUUAUCGCACCUACUAGCACUUCAGCCUGGCCGUUUUCUUACUUGUCGCUGCCGUCAUGCAGGCCGCUUUGUGGCUGCUCGACACAUGGCGCGAGGACAGGGGGGACAGAUGAGGGUUCGGGUGGGCCAGGACAGGGGUGGAUAGUCUCAGCGGUCAGGCGGAUGCCGCUGGGGGUGUGGUCGUGCAUGAAGGUGUCCAGCGGGGGCAGCACCGGCUGGGGCGGCGAGUCGAAGGCCUCGAUCGCAUCCAGUAUGCCGUCAUACCUGCAAACAUCCAUCCAUCCAUCCGUCCGUCCGUCCGUCGAGGGAGGGAGGGAGGGAGGGAGGGAUGGCCUGCCUGCCUGCCUGCCCGCCUUGUUCACGCCCACCAUCUCUUUGCCUCGUCCUCAUGGUAGUGUCCCAGGUGUGCGAUGCCCCACCCGUCCUCCUCCACCCCCACAGGCGCCCAGCUGCCCAUCCAGCCCGUCGACGCAACAGUUGACGAAAUACCACCACCAGAAGAGAGUGCCCGCCGAUCUGUCGGCUGCAGCUGCAGUUUCGGCGGUGUGUCGGUAGGCCAGCGGAUCACAAACGACCACAUCCCGGCCGCCCUGUCGACGUGGUCGUCCGCUGGGCUGAACAGGCCUGCAUUGGCGCAACGACUCACACACAUAGUGGUGAGGGGGUUUAUAUAAGGGGUGGUGGUGGUGGGUGUCUGUACCUUCGAUGACGGCUUGGUCGAGCGGGAUGACCACUCUGGGCUCGCGCGAGGCCGGCGUGUCAAAGCAUCGCAGCAUGCACCCAGACGUGUCCAUCACGCAGUACCGGUCCACCCAGCUCCCUCCCCCUGUAACAGUCAACUCCUGCAUGGGAGCGACCAGGCACAACACACACACACACACACACACGUACACGUCACAAUCAAGCCUCUUGGCGCCAUCCCUGACACACACAGGGGUGUGUUCUGCCGGCCCACCUUUUGGUAGAGCAUGCCCUUGAAGCGUUGCUGUAUGGCGGCGAUGCGCCUGGGGCUGCUGGCUGUGGAGGGGGGGUGGGUCUCCUCACAGUGGCUGGUGUUGUUGGCCGACAGCUGCGGCGACCGCACCACCACACCCCCACCGCCACCCACACCCAUCAUCCCACCCGGCAUCGACAGCGGCGGACGGCCACCCCCGCCGCCUGAGCCUGCCUGCUCAAACCGCAUGGGUAGCUCCUGCUGUCCGUGUGGCUCUGACUGUGUUUGUGGCGGCGGCUGUGGGCGUCCUCCAUCUGUCGGCUCUGCAGCUGGUGGUGCUGAUGGGGGGAUGGACACAGGGAGGGGCGACGGCGCCCGGCCAGUGUCUGUGCGGCGGAUAAAUGGCGGCAUCUGCCCGUGCCUUGGAGAGAGAGAGCGCGGCGAUGAGGGCGGGUCUUUGUGCCGUCGUGUGUCGAUGGCUGUCUUGUGGUCGAGCCAAGAGGGGAAGAGGGAGUCGACGAUGGCCACGAAGUGAGAGGAGGCGCUCUCUUUCGACCCGUGGAAGGACGCCCGAAGCCAUCCCUCCUGAAGCAACAAGCAAGGAACGAACGACGCAACCACAGACAGACACACGAUAUAGUCUGCUUCUCUCCUCUCUGUCCCUGUGUGAGUGAUUGUCUGCUGACCGACCCAUUUCCUUCUGUCGAUUUCAGUGGCAUCAUGUGGUCGGGGCGUGGUGCACUCGCCGUGCAGCGCGUAUUUGCACAAACCUGAGGCGACGCCACAAACCUGAUGUCCUCACUCACCAGUCUGUCCAUCCCAUCUGCCUUAUCUCACCGUAGAGCCUGGACCAGUCGUCGAUGGUGACCUGCUGCUGGUACCCGUCCAGAUGGGCCACGAAAUCCGACGCUUGCGCGAACCUUUCGUCCAUCGUCACACCCAAGUUAUGCGCGCUUAGCCUCACGGCUGGUGUGGAUCUCCCCACUCUGUGGUUUCUGGCAAAGGGGGCUGCUUCUUCUGUACUCUAGUAGCGCAGAUCCUCUUGACG
Messenger RNA from Vitrella brassicaformis, 4330 nucleotides. NCBI's taxonomy places the organism in Eukaryota, Vitrellaceae. The record is from the annotation of a GenBank genome assembly.